Molecule: messenger RNA, 1941 nt
Organism: Penicillium alfredii
Lineage: Eukaryota; Fungi; Ascomycota; Eurotiomycetes; Eurotiales; Aspergillaceae
Product: putative transporter
Exons: 5
Coding region: 1-1941 (646 amino acids)
Biological process (GO): amino acid transmembrane transport
Cellular component (GO): vacuolar membrane
Molecular function (GO): amino acid transmembrane transporter activity
Source: RefSeq, a predicted model, not a curated record
AUGCCGGGAGCUUCGGGAACUGCGAACGAGGAUCUGGAAGGUGAUGCCAGCCAUGGAUCCUUGAGAGUGCCGACGGCCAUGGCACCCAACUCGUAUGAUUAUGGACAUCUAAGUCGUGGCCCUCCAAUCGCCGAGUCGGAAGCUUUGGGGAGACAAAGGUAUCUCAUCCUUCAUUUCACCUUGAUACAACCCCAACUCAUGCCCAUCACGCUCUUCUCCAGAUCGUCGUCUUUCUCCACCCGCUUUCGCCAAGCAGGUGGUCCGAACAGUUUCGAUAAUUUUGCCCGGUCUUGGCAAAGAGCUGCUUGUUUCCCAGAAGUCUGGCCACGGUGGUCGUCGUUUGUGUCUACCGACUCGGACGACGAAUUUGACAUUGCAACGGGGCUGAGCAAUGAUGCUGGGAAUUCUUCUUUUCAGGGUCGACCAUCCGACGCCGAAAGACCUCUAUUGCGCGGUGAUUCGGAUUCGGAUGAACAUGGCGAUGACGACCUGCUCGGGCCUGACUCGUCAAAGAAGGGACUACCGACCACCGGACUUCUGGCCUCAUCGCUAGACAGAAGCUUCGCGACGUCGUACGGUACGAUUUCUUCCCGAGUGAGUGAGUCGACUCGAAGGCAUGCCAUCCAAUUUCACCAUGAGCAACAGGCCCAUGUGGAUGGUCCGGGGGGUUCUGACCGGGAGCCACUGCUUGUCAAACAUGUCCAGCGGGACGACGGCACCAGUGAAGGUGUCAUCGUCGGUCAAUCGACUGUCCCGCAGACCACUUUCAACUCCGUUAACGUGUUGAUCGGCAUCGGUCUGCUGAGUCUACCGCUGGCGAUGAAGCAGGCUGGGUGGCUGCUGGGGCUACUCUUCCUGGUCUACUCUGCAAUCACUACUUCCUACACGGCUAAGAUCUUGGCCAAAUGCCUUGAUGUCGAUCGGACCCUCGUCACCUAUGCCGACCUGGCCUAUAUCAGUUUUGGACAUCACGCUCGUUUGGUAACCAGCUUUCUCUUCUGUAUGGAACUUUUGGGGGCUUGUGUGGCCCUGGUGGUCCUGUUUGCAGAUAGUCUAUAUGCCCUUGUUCCAGGGUUGAGCAUCAUCCAGUGGAAAAUGGUCUGUGGAUUAGUACUUGUUCCUCUGAACUUCCUGCCAUUGCGGUUCCUGAGUGUAACCAGCAUCCUGGGGAUCAUCUCUUGCACAUCUAUUGUGGUCCUGGUCUGUGUCGAUGGCUUGAUCAAGCCAGAUGCACCGGGCUCCCUGCGGCAGCCCGCCAGUACAUUUCUCUUCCCCGAGAAUUGGGCUACUCUUCCGCUGAGUUUCGGUCUCAUUAUGUCACCCUGGGGUGGUCACGGUGUCUUUCCCAACAUCUAUCGAGAUAUGAGACAUCCACAGAAGUAUGGAAGGAGUCUGUGGACAACUUAUUUAUUUACAUUCUCUCUCGAUUGCUCCAUGGCAAUCAUCGGCUGGGUCAUGUUCGGUGACACGGUUCGGGAUGAAAUCACUGCCAACAUCCUCACCAUAACCGAUUAUCCACAACCUCUGUCUGUCUGUAUCAUCAUGUUUAUAUCAAUGAUUCCUAUAACCAAAGUGCCGCUCAAUGCCCGACCGCUGCUGGCCACAUUCGAAGUCCUUUGUGAUCUGGCAAUCGGCCAUAGAUCCACAGACAUGACUCGACAGGUGUCACAAGUAAUAGUCCGCAUUUUCGUGGUAGUCAUGAUUGUAGUGCUGGCUGUGGUGUUCCCGGCCUUCGACAGAAUCAUGGCCUUCUUGGGAUCGUUUUUGUGCUUCACAAUCUGCAUCAUUUUCCCUCUCGCGUUCUACCUCAAGAUCUUCGGGAAGGAGAUCAGCCGAAGGGAGCGCAUCCUUGAUUGGUUUCUGCUUGUCACCUCGACGAUACUGGCGGCGGUGGGGACUGUUUGGGCGUUCUUGCCACAGGAUAUGAUCUCUGCAAGCUAG